Messenger RNA from Protobothrops mucrosquamatus (brown spotted pit viper), 417 nucleotides. Its product is annotated as histone H3. Gene Ontology annotation, molecular function: DNA binding; protein heterodimerization activity; structural constituent of chromatin. Gene Ontology annotation, cellular component: nucleosome. The record is from RefSeq and is a predicted model, not a curated record. The coding region runs from base 7 to 417 and encodes 136 amino acids. The transcript has a single exon. NCBI's taxonomy places the organism in Eukaryota, Metazoa, Chordata, Lepidosauria, Squamata, Viperidae.
UGGAGGAUGGCCAGAACCAAGCAGACGGCUCGGAAGUCCACCGGUGGCAAAGCACCAAGGAAGCAGCUUGCUACUAAAGCAGCUCGCAAGAGCGCUCCCGCCACCGGAGGCGUGAAAAAACCUCACCGUUACCGUCCUGGCACGGUGGCUCUCCGAGAGAUCCGGCGCUACCAAAAGUCCACCGAGCUGUUGAUUCGUAAACUCCCUUUUCAGCGCUUGGUGCGUGAAAUUGCUCAGGACUUCAAGACUGACCUGCGUUUCCAGAGCUCGGCCGUGAUGGCCCUUCAGGAGGCCAGCGAGGCUUAUUUGGUGGGUCUAUUUGAAGAUACUAAUCUCUGCGCCAUCCACGCCAAGCGAGUCACCAUCAUGCCCAAAGACAUCCAGUUGGCUCGCCGUAUCCGCGGCGAGAGAGCUUAA